Molecule: messenger RNA, 690 nt
Organism: Rotaria sp. Silwood1
Lineage: Eukaryota; Metazoa; Rotifera; Eurotatoria; Philodinida; Philodinidae
Source: the annotation of a GenBank genome assembly
AUGAAAGAUCAAGGUGGUGGAUUUAACAAUACUUUCUAUGGUCACGAAAAUGAUGUACUUAAUGUUUCCAGCGUAACAGGAAAAACUCUUACAGUUGCUGCAUGUUUCUUUGGUAUUAAUAGUGCCAUUCCUGAACGUGGUGGAUCGACAGUUUCGGCAAAUUGUCUCUCUACGAAUGUUUCAUCUACAUGUCUUACACUAUCUGCAUUUAAUCGUGCAAAAGAACUAGUUAGUAAUUUGAAUAUAUUACCUUCAUUAAAGAAAUGCAAUGCUUGUGAACUUAAUGGUUUAAGUAAAAAUAUAUUUGAUAGUAUUAGAUUCAACAUUAAUUCGGAUACUUAUUCGGGAACGGAUGCAGAUUCUCCAUCAGAUUCUGAAUCUGAUUAUGAUGAUGAAACAAUGAAAAGUAAUGAAUUUAAUAGUGAUCUAAUCAAUGUAGAUGAAGAAGAUAAAGAUGCGGCAACGACACAAAGUUUUGAUGAAAUUAAAACUGAGAAAAUAAAUUUUACUGGUAUGCGUAUAUUUGAUUCGAUCAAUCCAGCAAUGAAAAACUCCUAUUUUCAAGUGCAAAUAAAUAACAAGACUAAAUUUAUACACAAGCAAACGGCUUGUUGGUUAUUAACUGACAAAACUAGCCGUUUAUCGGCUGAUAGAUUAUCACGAGUGAUAGAAACAAACAAAAAGGAUUAA